GCUGUACAUAUGUCAUGAACACACACCCAAAUCGUCUAAAGGCUAAAAUAUUGGUAUGAUAUUUUAAAUAUUAUAGAAUCACCUCUAGUUAUUAAUGUUCAAAAAAAUUUUCUUCCGUAGUUUCUGCUUUCCGUUUUUCAUUUUAUUUCUCCUUUGUUCAACUAAUAAUUGUUGUAGCUAAAUAUGGAAUAUCAGUUACUACUAAUCAAAUCAGAAUCCAUCCUUACUCAAAUAACUAAAUUUAACGUUUAAAAUCCAAUUAAGUUGCUUCCCGAUUUCAAAUAUUUUCGAAAAAAGGAAGUGUUUGCUGGCAUUUGUAUCAGUUACCAGAAUCUUAGGAAAAUUAAUGUAAUCCAUCUCUAUUUGUGUGUGCACCUUUAAACUUUUCAAAUAAAAUGAUCGUUACAUUCUUGAAAGAAACAUACUGAAGUCUUUCUUAAAACUCAAUUCUCAUAGUUUCAUGUUGUGUGCUUACUAGUAUGUCUAACCAAACUUCAGGCCAACACCAGAACAAAAACCAAAACAAGAACCACAAUCCAAAUAAAAACCAGAAUAAUAAUCAAAACCAAAACCACAAUGCAAAUCAGCACCAGAACAGAAACCAAAAUGCAAACCAAAACCAUAAUCCAAAUCAGCACCAGAAUCCAAACCAAAACCAAAAUCCAAAUCAAAACCAGAAUACAUAUCCACCAGAAAAUGAAGAUUUCAAUCUAAAGGAGACAACUCCAACUCUUGGUGGUGGAAGAGUUACUGCAAAUGACAGACUUGGCACAGCAUUUGAUCUUGUUGAGCAAAUGCAUUACUUAUAUAUAAGGGUAGUGAAGGCAAAGGAGCUACCUUUGGAAAAAGAUGGCAACGGCCAUGUCAAUGUCAAUCCUCACCCUUUUGUUGAAGUGCAACUUGGGAACUUAAAAGGUCAGACUUUGCACUUUGAAGACAGGUCUAGUCCUGAGUGGAACCAAGUGUUCGUUGUGUUGAAGGACCGGAUUCAAUCAAGAAUUCUUGAAGUUUGCUUGAAGGAUAAAUCAAGAAUUGGUGAUAGUGAUGAUGGUUUGAUUGGAAGAGUAAGUUUUGAGAUUAAUGAGGUGCCAAAAAGGGUACCCCCAGAUAGCCCUUUAGCCCCUCAAUGGUACUGGUUGGAGAAUAGGAAAGGGGAAAAGGUGAAAGGAGAGUUAAUGUUGGCUGUUUGGAUAGGGACACAGGCUGAUGAGGCAUUUCAAGAAGCUUUACAUCUAGAUGCUACAGCAGUGAAUGGUGAUGGUGUUGCAAAUAUAAAAUCCAAGGUUUAUUUAUCACCUAGACUUUGGUAUCUGAGAGUCAAUGUAAUAGAAGCUCAAGAAUUGCAGCUAGGCAACAAGAACAGGCAGCAGCCGGAUAUUUACUUGAGGAUUACACUAGGAAAUGUGGUUUUAAGGACUAAGAAUUCACUGAGUAAGAAUGUUUGCCCAUCAUGGAAUGAGGAUUUGAUGUUUGUAGUUGCAGAACCUUUUGAGGAUCAGUUGGUUUUGAGUGUGGAAGAUAAGGUGGCACCAAACAAGGAUGAAUUAUUGGGGAAGUGUGUCAUCCCUUUACAAGAUGUAGAAAAAAGGGUAGAUUUUAGUACUCCAAUUAGCAAGUGGUAUAGUCUUGAGAAGGAUGUUGUGUCUGAGGGUGGCAACAGCAAAGUCGCCAAACUAAACAGUAAGGUUCACUUGAGGCUAUCUUUUGAUGGUGGAUAUCAUGUCCUUGAUGAAUUAACACAUUAUAGUAGUGAUCUCAAGGCAGCAUCCAAGGAGUUGUGGAAACCAAGCAUUGGGGUUCUAGAACUUGGAAUCUUGAAUGCUCAAGGUUUAUCCCCAAUGAAGAACAGAGAUGGCCGCGGGAUAACAGAUCCUUAUUGUGUGGCAAAAUAUGGUCAGAAAUGGAUUAGGACAAGAACAAUUCUCAACAGUUUCAAUCCAAAGUGGAAUGAACAAUACACUUGGGAGGUGUUUGAUCCUUGCACAGUGAUCACAAUAGGAGUGUUUGAUAAUUGUCAUUUGCAAGGUGCAGAUAAAAAUGGCAAGGCCAUGGAUUCAAAAAUUGGGAAGGUAAGGAUUAGACUUUCCACACUUGAGACUGGUAGAGUGUACACUCAUUCAUAUCCUCUCAUAGUGUUGACACCAGCAGGGGUGAAGAAGAUGGGUGAAAUUCAACUGGCUGUUAGAUUUUCUUGCUCAUCUUUAUUCAACAUGUUGUCUAUGUACUCUCAACCGCUAUUACCAACUAUGCAUUACCUUCACCCUCUGACUUACUACCAGAUUGAUAAUCUAAGGCACCAGGCUACUCAAAUAGUUGCCACGAGGCUAAGUCGCGCAGAGCCACCAUUGAGGAGAGAGGUGGUAGAGUACAUGCUUGAUGUUGGCUCGAACAUGUGGAGCAUAAGAAGAAGCAAAGCUAACUAUGUUAGAAUAGCUGGGAUAUUAGCAGGAUUGAUUGCAAUUUGCAAAUGGUUCAAUGGGAUUUGCACUUGGAAGAACCCUUUUGCAACAGUUCUAGUGCACAUCAUCUUCAUUCAAUUUGUGUGCUUCCCGAGGCUGAUUUUAAGCAGCAUCUUCGUCGUUGUUUUCUUGAUUGGAACAUGGAACUAUAGAAUGAGGCCAAGAAAGCCACCGCACAUGGAUAUUAAGUUGUCACAAGCAGAAAGAGUACCUUGGGAUGAAUUGGAUGAGGAGUUUGACACAUUCCCAACGUCUCGAAACAACGAUGCUGUGAGAAUGAGGUAUGAUAGGUUAAGAAGCAUUGGAUCAAGAAUGCAAGCUGUUGCAGGGGAUUUAGCUAAUCAAGGGGAAAGGUUUUAUAACUUGUUAAGUUGGAGAGAUCCAAGAGCUACUGCUCUUUUUCUUAUCUUCUGUUUGAUUGCUUCAUUAGUGCUAUAUGUCACUCCUUUUAAAGUUGUGGUGACUCUUAUGGGAUUCUAUACAAUGAGGCACCCAAGAUUCAGGGAGAAACUCCCUUCUGUGCCCUCAAGUUUCUUCAGGAGACUGCCUGCAAAAACAGACAGCUUGUUGUGAGAAGUUGGCGUUGGACUUUGAAAGCGGCUACGUUUUAUUAAUUAUUUUCUUCUUGUUCAUGUCUAGCCAUGGGAACAUUUAUAUUUUGUU
Messenger RNA from Lycium ferocissimum, 3122 nucleotides. Its product is annotated as FT-interacting protein 4-like. The transcript has a single exon. The record is from RefSeq and is a predicted model, not a curated record. The coding region runs from base 480 to 3032 and encodes 850 amino acids. Lineage: Eukaryota; Viridiplantae; Streptophyta; Magnoliopsida; Solanales; Solanaceae.